Molecule: messenger RNA, 3512 nt
Organism: Frankliniella occidentalis (western flower thrips)
Lineage: Eukaryota; Metazoa; Arthropoda; Insecta; Thysanoptera; Thripidae
Gene: P58IPK
Product: dnaJ homolog subfamily C member 3
Exons: 11
Coding region: 110-1621 (503 amino acids)
Biological process (GO): protein folding in endoplasmic reticulum
Cellular component (GO): endoplasmic reticulum
Molecular function (GO): protein-folding chaperone binding; misfolded protein binding
Source: RefSeq, a predicted model, not a curated record
AUUUGAUCCUGGUAGGGCCGCACGGGGCCGCAGGGUACUGGCACUGUCAGCCUUUUAGCGGAAUGACACUUUUAGUGUCUGAAUCAUUUUAUGUCCGUAGUAUAUUUGGAUGACAGUUGUAUUCAGUCAUUUUAUUAAUAUGGAUCGGUGCUGUAGACUGGCUCGAAGAGGCCACAUUGCCUGGGUAGUUCUUUUAAUGCUGGAUAUAUUAUGCGAUGUUUCAGACUGUGCUACACAGGCCGAAAUCAAUAAACAUCUUGAAAUGGGAAGAGAAUUUUUGUCAAGAGGACAAUACCAGGACGCUUUAUCCCAUUACCAUGCUGCUAUAGAGGGGGAUAAUACAAAUGCUGUAACAUACUUUUCAAGAGGAACAGUUUACCUUGCACUUGGCAAGGCUAAUUUAGCUCUUACUGAUUUUGACAAGGUCUUGGAGCUUAAACCGGACUUUGUUGCUGCAAGGGUUCAACGAGGUCACAUUUUAUUAAAACAAGCCAGGCUAGAAGAAGCAGGCCAAGAGUUAGAGAGAGUUUGGCAAUGGGAUCCUCAUAAUCAAGACGCUGCUCACUACCGGAACAUGAUUGAUCCAGCCAGAGAUGAUAUUGCUCUGGCUCAAGCAUACAUGAGAGGCCAUGAUUAUCAAGCUGCAGUGGACCUCAUAUCUAAAAUACUGGAGGUCUGUCCAUGGUCCUCAAUGCUUAGAGAAUUGCGAGCAGAGGCGCACUCUGCUCUUGGUGAUAAUAUGGCAGCAAUAUCAGAUAUUCGCUCCACUACACGUUUACUGUCGGACAACACUGCUGGCUUCUAUAAGUUAUCCCUCUUGCAUUACAAACUGGGUCAAGCCCCUGAAUCAUUGAAAGAAAUCAGAGAAUGUCUCAAACUAGAUCCAGAACACAAGGAUUGUUUCCCACACUACAAAAAAGUUAAGAAAGUUGAAAAACAGUUGACUGAUGCUCAAGAAGCACUGCAAUCUCAGGAUUACAGAAGAUGUGUUGACUUGGCAAAUAAGGUAUUAAUUUCAGAGCCACAAGUUGCCAACAUUCGUUUCCAAGCUUAUGAUAAAUUAUGUCAAUGCUACCAAAAAGAUGAUAAAGUUUCUGAAAGCUUACGUAGUUGUCAAGAAGCUUUAGCCAUUCAGAUGGAUCCAAGGAUAUUGUGUGAUAGGGCUGAGGUUUAUAUUGCAAGCAGUAUGUUUGAUGAAGCUAUUCGAGAUUAUCACAAAGCACUUGAAAUUGAAGAAGAUUAUCAACGAGCAAAGGAAGGUAUUCAAAGAGCUCAAAAGCUGCAAAAGCAGGCAGAACGUAGGGACUACUAUAAAAUCUUAGGAGUUUCUCGAAAUGCUGGCAAACAGGAAAUUGUUAAAGCUUACAGGAAAAUGGCUCAAAAAUGGCAUCCUGACAACUUCCAAAGUAAUGAGAGUGAAAAAAAGAUAGCUGAAAAGAAAUUUAUUGAUAUUGCUGCUGCCAAAGAAGUUUUAACUGAUCCAGAAAAAAGGCAAAAAUAUGAUAAUGGAGAGGAUCCACUUGAUCCUGAAUCUGGGCACCAUCAAGGAUUCAAUCCGUUCCAACAGUUUCAUCAGUUCCAUCAUGGUAGUCCUUUCCAAUUCAAGUUCCAUUUUAAUUGAGAAUGAUUUAGUCUCCAAAAAACAAAUAAUUGUGCCACGGUUUAACAAGGCAUUGAUAACUUGUACUCAUUGCCACUUCUCCUUAAAUGAUUUUGAACAUAGCCACAUUCUUCCUGACAUGACACUUUUUUGUGGCUUAGAGUAAGUAUUUAUUGGUUUUCUUCCCUUUUUCUAUAUUUGGUGUUAACAUUUGAGAAGGAUUAUGUUAUACACAAUCUAUUUGUUUUGAGUACCUGGUCAAGGAAAAAAAUGUUCUGAAGCACUAAAAAUCAAACUUUAGUAGUUGGCUAGUAUUGUGAGUUCACAGCAGUGCCUCCCAAAAGGCGGACUGCUACGGACCACUCCCUCCCCCUCCCAUGUAAAAGUAGGCGCAAAAGCGAGUAUCCUGCAACAGCCUGCCCUUUUGGAAGCACUGGCUCACAGGCACAUUUAACUUGUCUGUUUGCAACAAAUUUUCCUUGAAAAAAGUAAUUUUGUCCUCUUCUUGUUUUAAAGAAUAAGAAACAACCUUUUUGUGGAAAUUUGCACCUGUACUCUAUACUUGUAGCUUUUAUACAUUUAAUUAAUAAAACUGUGAUUUACCUUAGUAUUGUUUAAAGUGAAGAAGCUUGAGGUCCAAGACAAUACUGGUAUCUGAAGAUUUUGUAAAAUUAAUUAUUAAUGGGUCUAUUGUUGUGAAUGGCUCAAGAUACAGUUUUCGUGUACUUAUCUUAUUGUUCAAAGACACCUACACAGAAAAGCAUUCAAAAUUGUUAACUAUGUUUUCAAGAAUUUGUUAUAAUUUAAGUCAUCAGUCUGAGGGUGUGAUGGUCCGAAGACCAAUGCGACACAAAUUGAAAUGACAUAGUGUUCUUUGAUGAAUUUUAUAUUUUUGUGCAUCACUGAUUUUUGUCCUAGAAGAAAUCAUGCUUGACAGUUUUUCUGAGCUUACAAUAAGAUUUGUCUUGGCACAAUAGUUUAUUCGAGCUUAGUGGGUAGAGAAGACCAGAAAGCAGUUCAGAUUGCUGUAUUUCUGUGCUUUGUGUUGUACCAAAAGACCCUGAUUUGUCCAGCGUUUUCUGCCGCUUGUUUGCACAACAACCUAUAUGUUCUAUUUGCUAAACCACCUACUAAGCUGGAAUGCCAAGAAUUCAUUUUAAAGUAGAUGAAGAUUCCAACUUUGUUUCUAUAUCAGCCAUUUUAUUUUAUUUUUUAAACCUCUAUCCCACAUUUCAAAUAUUAAUGCUGACUUAGCUGACUACUGUUUGUGGUGUGUUCCUAUGGAGUUUUCUUUUACUUGCAUCACUUCCCUUCCUUCAUUUAAUAACUUAGCCUGGCAUGUGUCAUGAAAAAAUGUUUUCUCAGAUAUAAAGUUAAAUCUAUACUGAUUUGGGUAACAUCAGUGUGCAUAUCACUUAAUGUGUUAACGCAUACAGUUUUCAGUUUUCCUUUUGUGUGCUAAACUUUCUAUCAAUCUAAAAUAACUAUGCCACAAAUCUUCCUUUCCCAACAUUGUUUCUUUUUUCUUUUUGAUUUUGUUGAAGACUGUUAAUAUUUAUGUUGUGGUAUUUAAAUGACCUACUUGAAACUCACUUGAAAGUCCUCUGUAUAUUUGACCAUUGAAGAAUUUACACAUACUAGGCCUGUAUUUAUGUAGAAAUGAUCUCCAUGCAAUUUCAUGUGUUCCUUAUCUUUUCAUCAUAAAAUUUCAGUCCUCAAACAUUUUUUUUUUUUUGGGUUAAAGUCACGGAUUUUCAAUAUUCAUGUCUUGGUUAAUCUCCAAGUUGUUGAUGAAAAGUUUUGUAUGUGAUUUGUAAAUUAUAAUCAUGAAAUUAAUUGUGAUUUGUUCAGUUUUUUGUUCUUUUAAUUUAGCUUUCUGCUUUAAUAAUUAAAGACUGACCGUUAAAAGAAA